Messenger RNA from Puccinia graminis f. sp. tritici CRL 75-36-700-3, 5726 nucleotides. RefSeq lists its product as uncharacterized. Lineage: Eukaryota; Fungi; Basidiomycota; Pucciniomycetes; Pucciniales; Pucciniaceae. The transcript has 9 exons. The record is from RefSeq and is a predicted model, not a curated record. Bases 31 to 4728 code for a protein of 1565 amino acids.
ACCACCAACCACCCCACCUCCCUCUUGACCAUGGCAUUCCCAGGAUAUCAAUUAGACACGCCCGCCCGACUCAUGCAUCGGAUCGAUCGAGCCGAGGAAUUGGAAGAAGGGCUCGAUAGUCUACCAAGCUGGCCGCCUCCCGAUCCGACCUCAGUCGGCGAAAGCUUUGGGCCACGUGGUCCUGGCCAUAUAUAUGAUGUCGGCAUCUCGAGAAACACCACUAUGAAUACUCCUUUCAUUCCCCGCACAGAACCGAAUCGCUUCAACACUCAGGAUCGUCGACCAGCCUUUCGGGAGCGUACUCACCAAUCCAACGCCAACCGCACCCAACAAUCUCAUGCCAGAUUCACUCCCAGGCCGGGCCCAUCAAACCAUCAACCCACCAAUAUGGACCAGCCUCAAAUAACUGUUGAUUCUCCACUCACUUCCACCCCUGCCACUGCAAACCCAGCUCGUCAUGCUGAACAUUGGCUGCGUGAUCACUCGCCCAACACAAGUCAUAUACCUCAGACCCAAGAUCAUCGUCCAGAAGUCGGAAUUCUUACUAGCAGCAGUGAAACCGAAACUGACCAACCUCCGCCUGACACCCUCCAUGAAGAUUCAUCAAGCUCAGAUGGCGACCAGGAUGACCCAUCAAACAAAUCGCUGGGAGACCUGAACCUGUCUGCCUUGGACGAUCUCGAGUCUGGAUUCGAUACCAGCCAAUCUCCAGAAAAUCAGCGCGAGAAUUAUCGCAGCGUCCAGCACCAGAAGACAUCCUCAUCAGUCAUACAACCACAACCAAAAUCAGGUUUAUCAUCAUCGUCAAGCUCACACUCCACUUUACAGGCUCGUUUAUCGCGUACCAAUUCACGUGACCGAGAUCUUGCCACCAACAGAAGCCCUCGUGAGCCCUCAGGUAGCCAGCUCACCAGCCCUGGGGUUGGACGCCGUGAUUCGUUUCGGGUCGACAACUCACUGACUAUAGACGAGAUCGGAGAAAGUUUCUCAAGAGAAAUGAGUCAUGAGUUUGAAGGGUCCAAGAAAUCUUCGUUUGGACGAUCUCCUGUUUUUCAACCUGAACCGGUUCUCAACCCAGAUAACCAUCGUCGGCAAAGCAUAAUGAACCCAUCCAAUUUGAGUCGCAUGAGGGACAUCUUGAAAUCCAAUGGCAAGCCGAUUCCGUCACAGAUGCCCUUCCGCAGUGCACGACGCCCUUUUACGCCGAGGCGGUUGAACGAAGUUGCCGACGAUACCACUGACUUUUCUGGAAUUCCUUCAAAUCAGUCAAACCAUCCCAAUAAUCCUCAACCCGUUCAAGUCGCUGGAAGUGAAAGUGAAGCAACCUCACACGAUUUGACCACGUUUCCUGGAGCUCGCCAUCAGAAUGGGAGCUCUUCGUUCUCUUUUGCCGAUCGGUCUACCAGAUUUAAUGGGAACAAGUUGAACUCUUUCCUACACGAUCUCAAUGGACACUUAUCGGAAGAGAACCACCAAAUAGUGAAUGCUCUGGCUGAAACGAAAGCGCGGCUCGCCCAACUAGAAAUGGAAAAUCAAUCACUUCGGAGAGGGGUUUUGCCACCCCAAUCAGAUGCGGACGGUGCACUUGACCGCAGUGGCGUGCUACAAGAUCACUUACAGGGCAUGAUUAACGUCCACGACAGUAUAGCCGAACUUCAAAGUAAUUUCAACCCCGCCCAAGCCGAAGAUAAUUACGCGUCUCAGUCAGAGUCUGCUUCUCAAAACCUUCUGUCUGAGCGCCAGAUUCACCGACUUGAAUAUCAACUUGAAGAACGCGACGAAGAGAUAAGAGAAAUUCGAAAUCAGCUUCUGAACAAAGCUCCGCUCAACUCCUCGUCCCUUAAGCAGAUUUUUGAAUUGAAAGAUCGCCUCAAAGAUUUGCAAGCAGUUCUAGCCUCUAAAGAAGACGAAGUAGACCAACUGAAACUCCAGCAAAUUGAGAUUGUCGGGCAACAUGCUAGUACGUUAGCCGAAUGCAAUGCCCAACACGAGAAAGACCUGGUCGAUGCAAAAGCGGGCUACGAUUUGAAGAUCGCAACUCUGAAAGAUCAAGCUACGGCGCUUAUCCAAGAGAAAGACAGAAUGCUGGUCUCCAUGAAUUCCAAGUAUAAAGAAGUUCGUCGGCUGACUGACGUCCAAGGAAAAGCACCAGAUGAACCGAAAUCAACUCAAUCCACAGGCCAGUCCAGCUUGGAAACCCUUUUGACAGUCAAAAGUGAGCUGGAACAAGUUCUAAAUGGCAAAGGGGAUCAAUCCGUCGGUCGCUCUGCUGAACGCCGCAUUCGCAUGCUUCACUCGUGGAUUCAAAGCGAGAUUUCUAAUAACGAACAAAAAACCAGCCAAGAUGACCCAGAGCCUGCAAAGCAAAGCGAAGUAAAUCGGCAAUCACCCCAAGAAAAAGACGAACUUCGUGCUAAAAUUGAGGAACUUGGCCUAGAGUUAUCCGAAAAAGACUACCGCAUCGAAGCCCUGGAAGUCUCUUUGAAAGAUUCUGAAGACGCUCGACAGGCUGUGGAAAGCGACUAUGCGCAGCUUGAAACUCAAGUCGAUGUCUUGGAAGCGGAAACAAUUGCCCAGCAAUCGACCAUCUCAGGCCUCCAGGCCAAACUAUCACAAGCUCUAAAAUCUAACUUCUCAGACGUCUCAUCCACGCCAGGUCGACUUAGCCCCAAGAGGGAAUCUGGCAAAAACAACUCCGAACUUUCCAAGGCGCAAGAGGAAAUCAAUCGACUGAAAACCCUGAUCAGCCAAUCCGACAACGCUGCUACCUGCGAAAUCCAGAACAUGAAGAUUGAAGCUUUGGAGACUCAACGACGCGAGCUUGAAGAGCGGGUAGGCUCGUUGCGUCAACAGACGUCUGCAUUGAUCAGCACUCCAAGUCGUUCAUCGUGUCACUUCCAAUCGAUCAUCAGCAUGCGCACCCCCAAAACACCAGGCAAAAUGCUGAGCAAUAUGACUUCGAUAUUGGCAGGCGAUUCGGGGGAUGAGACCAUUGUGCCUAUGCUCAAUCAGAUCCACGAACUUCAGCAACAAGUUGAACAACUUCGGCAUCAACUCGAUUUGGCCAACAAGAAUGUCGACCACAAGUUGGCGAAGCUCAGUGAAGUCAGUGAAAAUGUAGUCAAAGUGUCAACCGAGGCGAUUACCGCUCGCAGGAGAGCCGAUGACUUUGAAGAGAAGGCUCAGAAACUCGAAGAACGAUUGGAUAAGUUGAUUGCCGAGGAUGGCACGAUCGCUCAAGUCAAACAUCGUUUGUCUAAUAUCGGCUGCCCUGACUGUGGUGAGAGAUUCGACGCAAACCAGAUAGUCCGCUUCAGGGUCUUGCCUGAGACUCAGGAAUUGGAGUUCACCGAGCAACCAACCGAAAAUGACACUGAGGACCACUCAUCGGGCUUGAAAGUCAAAUUUAUGGAGUUGGAAGCAAACCAUCAAACGUCUCAAACUGAGAUCAUCAAGCUGAAGCGUGAGCUCGAUCUGAAACUAGAUGAACUGGAGAAACUUGAAUCCGAGAAAGCAACCCAAGAACAGGAGAUCGAACAGUUGCAAAAUAGACUUUCUGAGGCUCGAGAUGAAGUGGAAAGCCUUCUCAGUAAGUCACAAGAACAGCAAGAACGUCUGCAAGAAAAUGAAAAAGAGCGCGAAGCUUUAUCCGAUGACAAAGAAGAUCUAGAAGACCAACUCGAAGCAGCAAAUCUUAAAUUACACGAAACCGAAGCCCAGCUCUCACAAGUGACUGAGGCCCGUGACUCCAUGGAUGCUGAAAUUCGUGCUCUUCACACGCAGAAGAAGGAAUCAUCUGCUUCAUCGGCGAAAAUCGAGCAGCUCCAGGAAACGAUCUCGAAACUCGAGACAGAGAAUGCAGAAUAUGCUGAGCAACAUAGUUCACUCACUGCCGAAGUUCGACAACUCAAGACUGAGCUCGAGCGCAAAGCACACACGAUCAUCAAUUCUGAGAAAUCGUAUCAUCGGGUCCAAGCGACUCUUGAGAAACGAACGCUCGACUUCGGACAAUUAGAGGAUGAGCUAGAGAGGAAGACCAACGAGAUCAUGGGCCUUAAUGAGACGAAUAACAAUCUGUUGAAAGAUACAAAGGCUCUGCGAAAAGAACUGAUUAAAGUCAAGGCGGAAGCUCAGGAUCUUGGCCAUCAUCUGCAAGAUUUGAAAGAUCAAGUCGAUCGUCAAGCUUCCGCUCCCAACAACUCUAAGGAAAUGACCAAGCUCAAGAACGAGUUAUCGCUAUGUAAAAAAGAGUUAAAUGAAUUGAAAUCUCAACGAGCCCAAGGCAACCACGGAUUGACUAAUGAAACCAGAGAGGAACUCGACCACAAACAUAACUCUGAAUCCAAAGGAUUACUACUUAGGAUCAGGUUUUUAAAACUUAUGUUCACCCGAGAAAGCCUCUUCAGGGCCGACCUAGCUUGUCAAAAGAAGCUGAUCAUGCUCAAGUUACGCCAGACUGAGAUUCGGAACGAAGCUAUCCAAUUAGCGUUGUCUAACUUCGGCUUACCUUACUCGUCAUCCUCCGGCGAUGAUGACACCCAACAUCCAGGAAACUUUACUCUCCAUCCAACCUCAACCGAUCGAACAUUUAAGAGCGUUGCCCUUGCUGUUAGAGCUAUUUGUAAAUUAAAAAUGUUAUCAAAGAAUUGGAAUAAAGAAGUCAAAGUAAAAGAGAAACUAAAAGAGGCGUAUCGAGAAGUUAGAGGUAAAGAAUUCAUCGGUGAUUAAGGUCUACAAUACACAAGUCUGUCAAAAUGUGAAUUACCUAUGUGGAUAUUCUUGCUUCUUUUGUUGUCUCGCUGUUUUCUGAUAUCCUAUACAAACAAGAAUCACUCAUUUCCACUGUGACAAUUUCGACUUGGUUAUUUCUUGUUAACAUUCGUACCUAAUAUUCUUCAAUACCUUUCUUUUGUGCUCUCUUGCUUUCUCACCACUUGUGUUUCUAAUGCUCUUUCAAUUUUUGUUGGCACAUCCUCUACACGUACAGACAUCACAUAUAUCACCUGGCACUUGUGUAUCAUCUUGUACGAGUUUUUUGUUUGUUAGUUUGGUUCACUCAUUUUCGUUUCAGUACUAAGUAAUCAUAGUAUAAUAAUAGUUCAGAUCAUGUUCUUAUUCCCUGGCUGUUUUCAAACAGAGUGUUACAACAAAAAUAACAUCUCAAUGAGACGGCAGAAGAUCUGGGACGGUCUUGAACACUACUGGGUGAAGCAAUGAAGUCUCAGAGGAGAGGUUUUGAGGACAAAAUGACUUGAGAGCCGCCGAUAGGAUGUAUUUGCACUCCACCCCGAUCGAGUCUGGCCUGGCCCAAACGGCAUUCCAAAGCUUCCAGCUCCGAUCUUCUUGGCCAUUAAUUGAAACAACUAGUUGAGAUGACCUAUCGGGUAAGAUAAAGUCCUCCAGCCUCGUAGUAGCAGGGCUGCCGGUCUCGAUAGGAUCCCAAUUGACUUCCGGAUGGCUGAUCAAAUUGCUGAGACUUAUCGAGCUGAGUUCCAUGCUCAAUCCAAUCCCCAAGGCCUUGAUGAUCGAUUCUUUGAAGGUCCAGAUUUGAAGCAAGCCGUCCAAAAGAUUUCCCGGAUUGUCGAAGUCGGUUCUUCUUCUUUGGUCGAUCAACUCUUUCUCUCUUGGACUGAGAUGUUCCUCUAAUAACAAGCCAAACUCGUCCAGAGUCUUCUCGCUUCUUGGUAGCUUGUAUUCCAUCACAUCUACCCCUAUCUGAGGGCUUU